This is a messenger RNA of Hydra vulgaris (swiftwater hydra), 787 nucleotides long. The record is from RefSeq and is a predicted model, not a curated record. Lineage: Eukaryota; Metazoa; Cnidaria; Hydrozoa; Anthoathecata; Hydridae.
ACAAUAAGCAAAAAGGAACAAUUCAAGUCAAAAAAUUUCAUCUGGUUAUACUCAAACCUCUUCUAUACAUGGUGGUUAUUCUGGACUUACUGCUUUAUCAACAGCUCACAUACCAAAGCCAUUUCUUUCAACUACUACCUCUUCUACAUGUGAUGAUUUUUCUAUACGCAAACCAACAUUAAACAGUCAGACUACUACUAGUAUGUUAGAAAGCUCAUUCACAAAUAUUUCCACCAAUUCACCUGCUGUUAUUUCUCAAUCUUAUGUUAAUUACAAUAGAAGAGAUUCUGCUUGUGCUCGGGACGAGUUAAUUAGCUCAAAAAAUCUCGAAGAUAAUGGAUUUCAACAUAUAGUAUUACGGAGGUUGGCCCAAAUAACCUUGCAAAUGAGUGAAAUAUCCAAAAAGUUAGAUGCAGUUAGUGGCACCAGAAUGAAAGAUGUUGAAGGAGAGAUAAUAAUACAAUUUGAUGAUAUAGACGCUUUAUAUGAGUUCGAUCGAAAACUUGGAGCUGACAAAAGGGUUUUUAAAAAGUUUGUUAAUCAGCUAUCUUCCAUUGGCGGUAACAAUGGUAAAAAAAGUGUUGCAAACAUGAUAAACAGGUUGAUGACAAACAGACUUCAAUCGAAGUUCAAUUUGGUUGGUUCCAAGGGAAAGGUUACUGUGAAGUUACCUAUGGAAAAGUUAAAUGUUUACAAAGCAAUAAUUGGUAGCUAUAAUGUUGAUCUCUAUAUUUUUAUAUAUUUAUAUUUCUUUUUAAAGGCUGCCUGUUGAAAAUAAAUGAAUUUA